AUGGCAUCACUAUACACGCGCGGGUUACGCCCAUCGCGUCGCGAUCUCAUGAUCGUCCUCCUCACCCUUGGUGUCGCCUUCAUCUGGCUCGGUAACCCGAAACCCUCGCAGCGCGCAGACAACAACUCUCUCGCGGACGGGAGCAGGGGGAGCUCGCUGGGAAGCUUGUGGGGCGGAGGCAAGAGCGACUGCCCACCUACUCAACACGUAACGUUUGAGGAGACGGUCAAGAAGGCCGGCUUUGUGCGGACGCCUGGGUCGACCGAGUCCGACAACGAGCAGUUUAAGCACCUCAACACCAAAAUGCUCGGGCACACACCAGGGUGGACCAUGUUCGAACAGCUGUAUCUCUUCAACGGGCAGCUCUACGUUGUAACCCCUAACCGCGGCGACUGGCCCGAGUUGCGCAUGCUCACAUCGACUGGCGUUGGUGCGAACAGCGACCCCGGGAACGCGCAAGCGCGUGAGCCGACGGGUGGCGAGAUCAUCUUCAUCCAGGCCGACGAGGCGUAUAGAAUCUGGGGCGACAAUGUGUACCGCAUGCGCGGCAUGACCUGGCUCUGGAACGACGGCAACUUCAUCGACCACUACUACCACUUUGCCGCAGAGCUGCUUCUGGGCACGUGGCGCGUGCACGCCACUCUGGACCAGCACAUCGCCGCUGAUGCCCACUCGAGUCUAGAGCCACCCGCUCGCGCGUGGUUCCUCCACCACGAGCCAGACCAGUGGCGCGACCACCCCAGGUUCAACCCGACAAUCAUGUACGGGUGCUUCCCGAACACGGCACUUCUCUUCCCCAAGGAAAUGGACGACAUUCGCCAGAUCACUUCCAGCGACUACCGCAAGAAGGCAUAUGUGCUCGACAGGGCAAUCCUGGCCGACCGCUCAGCCGCAUUCCGUGGCCCCCACACUGGCUCGACAUCCCGCACCGUGGCUGGUGCGACCGCGUUCGGCAACGUGAGCCGUUGGUGGUGGGAGCCAAUCCGCCGGCAGGUCCUCACUUUCUCCGAGGUGCCCGAGGACAUCAUCAAUCGCAACCUCGAGGGGUACGGUGCGGUCGACCCCGUCGAGUGGGAGGGCAAGACGGCGGCCGAGAUCGGGUACACGCCCCUCAAGCCGGCUGGAGACUACAAGCCUGUUGUGACAUACAUCUCGCGCCAGAAGUCGAAGCGCCGUCUCACACCUGACUCGCAUACCAAGCUCGUUGCCGCGCUCGAGGCGAAGGCGAAGAAGGUUGGGUUUGAGCUGAUUGUCGUCGAGGCUGAGCGGUAUACCAAGGAGGAGCAGUUUGCCAUUUCUGGCAAGACGACUAUCAUGCUCGGCGUUCACGGCAACGGCCUGUCGCACCUUCUCUGGAUGCCAGCGACCCCAAGGUCAGCUGUUAUCGAGAUGUUCUACCGCGGUGGAUUUGCGCGCGACUACCAAUGGACCGCGCACGCCCUUGGCAUCCGCCACUUCGCCGUUCAGCACGACCAGUAUCGCACUUCGCCCAACCUCUACCGUGUCGAGUAUCCCGAAGGCUUCCAAGGGAACCAGAUUACGGUCGACGCGGCAACCGUGGCCGACCUGAUAGAGGCGCGGUUGACAGGCAAGGCGUAG
Molecule: messenger RNA, 1599 nt
Organism: Cutaneotrichosporon cavernicola
Lineage: Eukaryota; Fungi; Basidiomycota; Tremellomycetes; Trichosporonales; Trichosporonaceae
Exons: 4
Coding region: 1-1599 (532 amino acids)
Molecular function (GO): glycosyltransferase activity
Source: RefSeq, a predicted model, not a curated record